AUGACUUUUUUUUGCUAUUUCAUUGUUUUGCUAAUCUUCUCAAUAAUCGCAUGACUAAAUAUUGAAAUUUUCAUCAGGAAAUUGCAUAUUUUCUUAGUUUUUAUUAAAUUUUUUAUUAUCAAUCCUGCAGCAGUCAUUUUAGCAGAAUUAAUUUCGUGCAAUGAAAUAAGACAUGGAGAAAGACACGAACUAAGUGCAAAAACAAUUACUAUCUUUAUAAGGCUGCUUUAUUGAUAA
Molecule: messenger RNA, 237 nt
Organism: Blepharisma stoltei
Lineage: Eukaryota; Ciliophora; Heterotrichea; Heterotrichida; Blepharismidae
Source: the annotation of a GenBank genome assembly